UGGGCCUCCGAAAAACGUACCUGCCCAGGUCAGUCCAGAAUCUGUCUCGUGGCAGUCACGGCUGAGCAAGCGAUUUCGAAGUACCUGCAUCUUAAUACCGCCGAGGCAGGAGCGUACUCCUCCAGGUGCGAGUCGGGUAUAAGAAGACCUGUCAACUUCGUCCCCUCUUGCUGUUCCGUUCCAAGCUAUUUCACCUGUCGAUUUUCCUUGCCAUUAUUUACCUACAUCGUUGAUUGUCUUUUUCGACGCCGAUCAUCAUUUAUGCCAGUCGUUUCUAGCUAAGCACCACCCAAAAUGAGCAGACGGGGUAUUAACAGAAACGGAGUUCAGGGAGUUCAGGUAUACGUGCGACGGCAGGGUGACACUGAUUAUGAACAAAUCCAGCCACAGACCGACCUUUUCCCAUUAGUCGGCAAUAUCACCACCGUCCUGGACAGAGCCUUCCUCCUCCUGGAGUCUGAACGGGGUUGGGACGGGUUAGAGACGAUAGCGCGUGGCAUAGUUGUUGGUCGUCGGGAGGCCGAGGAUAACUGUCUGUUUCCAGAUCCUCAAUUCCCGUCCCUCGGGGACGCAAUACGCCAUUUCCUACAAGCCAUGAAAGGUGUCUUCCCGGACAUCUAUCUCACAUAUCUUGAAGGCGAGGCCCUCACCGCACGAUACCCAGUGGAGCCACCGUUCCGGUCCUUGCUUGAGUUUGACACGUUGAGGGCUGGCGAGCUGAGAAUACAGUACCAAUACAUCUAUAACAUGGCACAAACGCGAAACAACGACUGGUUCAAUACAUGGGUUUUUCGAAUGGCUCUCAGCAUUGCCCACGAGCUCACCCAUUUUUUCACGGGAUAUUUAACUGGGGAUGGCCGUCCCAUUACGCCACCCGGCGUGUCCGUCCGGGGAUGGCCCACUGGUGAGGCUGGUCGCGCCUGGGAACUGGAGACUUUUGGAGGCAUAGUAGAGUUCUGGAGUGAGGGAAGAGAUCCCUCGCAGCCGGGAGAGCCGAUUAUUUUUGCGGAUUUCCGAUCUACUACGCCAGGCCUGCCAGUGUCCAGGAGCUACGUCGAAGCUUUUGCGGGAGGAGUGGUACGCCUUCCCAUCACGCCGUCCAGAAGAGCGCGACCGAUCACUCGGCAACAGCUUCAGGCCGCGGGUCGCCGAGAAAUGAACAUUCUACGGGGAUCUAGAGGCACCGGUGAAGCCCCCGGAGUCUCAGUCUCACGCGCGGGCCGAGGGGGCUCUAGCGGAUCAGGCGCAACGACCUCAUCAACCACCCGGAAUCGAGCGCCACCGCCGCAGCCACUCACGGGAUAUUAUUAUCCACCGGCGGAUUCUGAAGAUGGCAGGGACCCCUACUACCGGUGAGAAGACUGGAUUUGGGCCUCAUCGUGUGGUGUGUGUGGUGAUAAGGUUGCGUAGGACGAAAACCUCUUGUGGGUGAGAUGUGGAACCAAUGAGCAAGUUUCAUAAUAUUAUCUGCUUUCUGUUUCUGCUUAUGUAUAGUGUAGUGGUGCGGUAGGACUAGGCCACGUAGCCUUUCUGAUGUGUAUUUAUA
Molecule: messenger RNA, 1546 nt
Organism: Durotheca rogersii
Lineage: Eukaryota; Fungi; Ascomycota; Sordariomycetes; Xylariales; Xylariaceae
Exons: 3
Coding region: 295-1356 (353 amino acids)
Source: RefSeq, a predicted model, not a curated record